Molecule: messenger RNA, 1594 nt
Organism: Leptonychotes weddellii (Weddell seal)
Lineage: Eukaryota; Metazoa; Chordata; Mammalia; Carnivora; Phocidae
Source: RefSeq, a predicted model, not a curated record
GGCGCUGCUUAGAGCCGCCCGCGCCGCGCUGCUGCUGUCGCUGCCCUCCCGGCUCCCGGCCCGGCCUCCGCUCCCACCCUGUCGGCCCCUCAGCGCCCGCGCCCGGAGCUCAUUCCCCGCCGCCGCCUCGCGGAGCAGCAUGGACGGCGCCGGGGCUGAGGAGGUGCUAGCCCCUCUCAGGCUUGCCGUGCGCCAGCAGGGAGAUCUUGUUCGAAAACUGAAAGAAGAUAAAGCACCCCAAGUAGAUGUAGACAAAGCUGUAGCUGAGCUCAAAGCCCGGAAGAGGGUUCUGGAAGCAAAGGAGUUAGCAUUACAACCCAAAGAUGACAUUGUAGACAGAGCAAAAAUGGAAGAUACCCUGAAGAGGAGGUUUUUCUAUGAUCAAGCUUUUGCUAUUUAUGGAGGUGUUAGUGGUCUGUAUGAUUUUGGGCCAGUUGGAUGUGCUUUGAAGAAUAAUAUUAUUCAGACCUGGAGGCAGCACUUUAUCCAAGAGGAACAGAUCCUGGAGAUUGAUUGUACCAUGCUCACCCCUGAGCCAGUUUUAAAGACCUCUGGCCACGUAGACAAAUUUGCUGACUUCAUGGUGAAAGAUGUAAAAAAUGGAGAGUGUUUUCGUGCUGACCAUCUAUUAAAAGCUCAUUUACAGAAAUUGAUGUCUGAUAAGAAGUGUUCUGCUGAGAAGAAAUCAGAGAUGGAAAGUGUCUUGGCUCAGCUUGAUAACUAUGGACAGCAGGAACUUGGGGAUCUUUUUGUGAACUAUAAUGUAAAAUCCCCCAUGACUGGAAAUGAUCUCUCCCCUCCAGUAUCUUUUAACUUAAUGUUCAAGACCUUCAUUGGGCCUGGAGGAAACAUGCCUGGGUACUUGAGACCAGAAACUGCACAGGGGAUUUUCCUGAAUUUCAAGAGACUUUUGGAAUUCAACCAAGGAAAGUUGCCUUUUGCUGCUGCCCAGAUCGGAAAUUCUUUCAGAAAUGAGAUCUCCCCUAGAUCUGGACUGAUCAGAGUCAGAGAGUUCACAAUGGCAGAAAUUGAGCACUUUGUAGAUCCCAGUGAGAAGGACCAUCCCAAGUUUCAGAAUGUGGCAGACCUCCACCUUUAUUUAUAUUCAGCAAAAGCCCAGGUCAGCGGACAGUCUGCUCGAAAAAUGCGCCUAGGAGAUGCUGUUGAGCAGGGUGUGAUUAACAACUCAGUAUUAGGCUACUUCAUUGGCCGCAUCUACCUCUAUCUCACGAAGGUUGGAGUAUCUCCAGAUAAACUCCGCUUCCGCCAGCAUAUGGAGAACGAGAUGGCCCACUACGCCUGUGACUGUUGGGAUGCCGAAUCUAAAACAUCCUAUGGCUGGAUUGAGAUCGUCGGAUGUGCUGAUCGUUCCUGUUAUGACCUUUCUUGUCAUGCUCGAGCCACCAAAGUCCCACUUGUAGCUGAGAAACCUCUGAAAGAGCCCAAAACAGUCAAUGUUGUUCAGUUUGAACCCAAUAAGGGAGCAAUUGGUAAGGCAUAUAAGAAGGAUGCAAAGCUGGUGCUGGAGUACCUGCCUGUUUGUGAUGAGUGUUACAUUACAGAAAUGGAGAAACUACUGAAUGAAAAAGGGUAA